AUCGGAAACCCUUCUUGCUUCAAAUCAUACAUCUCCUGAUACAUCACUAGAAUUAAUCCAUCAUGCGCCAAAACCUGCUAUCAGUUCCUUCAGCAGUAGCUUCCCUGUCUCUGAUUCCGGGAAUUCUUGCAGCAAACCCUGUAUACCAGCCAUGCCCCCUCUUGAGAGCUUACUAUCCUAUGCCGACCAUCGACAAGAACGCUGAAGCUGUCAAAUCGUUCACCAAAGACUUUACCACGCUGUUUGAUCAGCUUGUAAAAGCGGGCGGGUCCGAAGACUUUGGUGAGAUCACACCUAAUACCACUUCCUUUUCAGUGGUCUUGUUCUCGGGCACAGAUGAGGCCGAAGAAGAUCCCGUGUUCUUUGAGUAUCAUUACACAGCCCCCGAAGCCCCGCAGAACUCGACUCUGCAUUCCAACACGGUCUUUCCCCUAGGCACUCUUACUCAGCUCUUCACCGUCUACGCAUGGCUCGUGGAGGUUGGGGAUGAGCAAUGGGGGAAGUCCAUCACGGAAUAUCUGCCAGAGCUCAGAGAUGUUACCACGGAUGGAAUGAGAGUCAAAUGGGACGAUAUAACUGUUGGGUCACUGGCAGGUCACCUGUCCGGACUGGCGAGAGAAUCUUAUGCUUGUGUUCUGGGCAAAUCUUGCGGUCGUAAUGAGUUCAUUGAGAAGUUCAGCAAUGAACCACCCCUUUUCCUACCUGACACUACGCCCAUUAUCUCAAACGCUGCAUUCCAGCUAUUAGCCCUGGCACUGGAGGCAAACAAAGCUGAAGGUAGCGGGAACACGGUAUUCGACAUCAUUCUCGCGGCUAGUGUACUUGAACCCCUAAAUAUGACGAACAGCGGUCUUUUGUCAUCAAUAAAAGAUGCCAAGGUGUUUGCUCGGGAUCUAAACGUCUCAGCUAUCGGAGAACCAGCCGCUCUCUCGAUGCUUUCCACCACCUCGGAUCUUGCACGCGCUGGCCACGCCAUGCUCAGCUCUCGUCUAAUAUCACCUGUCGCCACUCGUCGUUGGCUGCAGCCGGUGGCCGACACAUCAAACAUUCGCAAUGGCGUCGGCCGGCCGUGGGAAAUCUACCACGCUGGUCAAUAUGCCAAUAGUUCCAUCCUGGAUGUCUUCACCAAGACUGGUCUGAUAGGACACUACGCCAGCUAUUUUGGCUUAGCCCCUGACUUCAAUGCCGGCUUUGCCAUCCUCGCGCACGACACCGAGGCAGCCCGCGGUCCGGAUCUGAAUGUCUACGCUGACAUCAUCUCGCUUGCUGUCGUACAGCUACAAAAAUUCGCUGCAGCUGAGAUGGCGGCGCGUUAUGUCGGCACUUUCGAUGGUCUGGGAGGACUUGCCACUUUCAACACUUCGCGCGACGGGCCUGGGUUACUUGUUUCGACCUUAAAGGCUGGAGAGGCUGAUCUCCGUGCUCAGAUUGCUGAAGUUGCGGGCAUCAAGCUGGAGAACCUGGACUUCCGUUUGUAUCCGAGUAACGUCGGUACCAAGACUCAACACCAAUUUGGGGCGGUCUUUCAGGACAAGAGUGCACCAGUCGACAUGGGCACGCCGACUUGCAUUACUUGGCAAGACGUUGACUCCCUGGGGUCAAGUGUGGACGUCCGAUUGGUUUUCACUAUUGACGCAUCUGGCAGGGCUGCCAAUGUUACUUUGAACGGCGGUUCGCUGUCAUUGGCUAGAUCAGCUUGAGAUAUGGGAUGAGUUCGGGUUUCUGGAUUAUGUCUUUGGUAUUCAGUCUAUUGUUCACAAACCAGUUUUCUUCAGAUAGUAACAUGCUUCUCCUCUCAAACUGCACCCAUAUCAAGAAAGCUUUUACUCCAGAAGAGCGAUACUGUCCGAGGACUGUGAUCGUCUUAGGUAUGCCCUACCUAGGUUGGCGAAUAAAGCAGGAGGGGCAGACAGAAAUAUUGAGUCUAUAUGGUAUUAUCUCAUCGAGUGCCACUUGACGCCAUUUUCGCCAAAGCCCCAAAAUACCCAUUAUUUACACUUUAUUACCCCGCAU
This is a messenger RNA of Colletotrichum phormii, 2013 nucleotides long. RefSeq names its product beta-lactamase/transpeptidase-like protein. The coding region runs from base 63 to 1700 and encodes 545 amino acids. The transcript is spliced from 3 exons. NCBI's taxonomy places the organism in Eukaryota, Fungi, Ascomycota, Sordariomycetes, Glomerellales, Glomerellaceae. The record is from RefSeq and is a predicted model, not a curated record.